CGACUUGCCUCCUGGCAGCGCUAUAUAAAGGCGGCCCAGCUGUCCCGAGCCCGGCCCGGAGCACGGCGGUGUGCGGGCGGCGUUCCGGGGGCUGCGUGACGCGAGGUGACGUGACGCCUGUUCUCCCCUCAGCAGCCGGCAAAUGUGCAAUACCGAGAUGUCUUCCCUGACGGACGGCUCUGCUGUCAGCGCCUCGGAGCAGGAGGCUCUGGUUAAACCAAAGCCACUGCUGCUGAAGCUGUUGAAGUUAGCUGGUGCAGAAAAAGACACUUUUACUAUGAAGGAGGUAAUAUUCUAUCUUGGACAAUAUAUUAUGUCUAAACAAUUGUAUGAUGAAAAAGAGCAACAUAUUGUGCACUGUGCAAAUGAUCUUCUUGGGGAUUUAUUUGGAGUAACAAGCUUUUCAGUAAAAGAACACAGGAGAAUAUAUUCCAUGAUUUCCAGAAAUCUGAUAGCAAUCAACCAACAAGAUUCUGCGCUUGCUGACCCACCUGAGGAUGAUGCCAAAUUUCAGCUUGACAAAGAAAAUGUUCUAAAGGAAUCCAUGCAAGAGUUAGAAGAGAAGCAGACUUCAUCAAACGUGACUUCCCAGCCAACGACAUCAUCCAGGAGGAGAACGCACAGUGAAUCUGAAGAAAAUUCUUCAGAUGAUCUGCAUAGUGACAGAAGAAAACGUCAUAAGUCAGACAGCAUCUCGUUGACCUUUGAUGAAAGUCUCUCGUGGUGUGUAGUCAGUGGGCUGUGCCAUGAAAGAAGCAACAGCAGUGAUUCCACAGAUUCUGUUUCCAUUCCGGAUCUUGAUGCCAGUUCACUAAGUGAAAACUCUGAUUGGUUUGACCACGGUUCUGUUUCAGACCAGUUUAGUGUAGAGUUUGAAGUUGAAUCUAUUUAUUCAGAAGACUACAGCCAUAAUGAAGAAGGACAGGAGCUCACAGAUGAAGAUGAUGAGGUGUAUCAGCUGACUAUUUAUCAAGAUGAAGAUAGUGAUUCUGAUUCAUUCAAUGAAGAUCCAGAGAUUUCUCUAGCCGAUUAUUGGAAGUGCCCAGAAUGUAGUGAAAUGAAUCCUCCGCUUCCACGACAUUGCCACAGAUGUUGGGCCCUCCGCGAGGACUGGCUUCCUAAAGAGAAGAGUGAUAAACUGGUGAAGAGCAAAUUAGAAGACUCUUUCCACCUGGAGUCUGAGGAAGGUUUUGAUGUUCCUGACUGUAAGAAGGUGAAAACGAAUGAAGAUAAAGAACCGGCUGUGGAGGAGAAUGAGGAUAAAGCAGCACAGAUAUCUGAGUCCCAGGAAAGUGAAGAUUAUUCUCAGCCUUCGACAUCUAGUAGCGUGUUUUGCAGUAGUCAGGAGGACUUCAAGGAACCCGAGAAGAAAGAAAUGAAAGAUAGAGAGGAAAGUAUGGAGUCCAGUCUGCCUGUUAGCAGCAUAGAGCCCUGUGUCAUAUGCCAGAGCAGGCCGAAAAAUGGCUGCAUAGUACAUGGCAAAACGGGACAUCUCAUGUCGUGUUUUACAUGUGCAAGAAAACUGAAGAAGAGGAACAAACCCUGCCCAGUGUGCAGGCAGCCCAUACAAAUGAUUGUACUAACUUAUUUUGGCUAGGGCAAUGGAAAGCAACAAAAGGAACUCAUAAACAGGUACAGCAAAGAAGAGUAGGAGUAAGAAAUUAUUUUUAUAUGCUUAUUGCAGAUUAAUAUUUUGAGUGUCUUUACAUUUGGUAUGAAAAGUCAUUGCUGAAGCAAAUGCACUGGAAUUUUUAAGUUUUGCCUGAUAUUUACUAGUUAAUUUAACACUGAACAUUUUAAAUGCCUUUCAAUAGAAGAAACCAAUUCCUGUUGGUCAGCGUUUGACUUUCCAGCUGUUUUACUGUACAUAAAAGUCAAUGACGUUUCAAUUACGGUAUCGACUACAAGUAUUGCAAGCCCCAGUUCAGUGAUGAUCAGAGGAGGGACAUUUUGAAGAGUUCAUUUAAAGUCAGCUUAGAAGAAAGAAGAUUCUCUACAUUCCACUGUCUGUUGCCUAGUGAAAGCACCAGGCAGAAUCAGAACCAUCUAAGUCAGUAAAAGAACAGAAUAGAGCCUUGUUUCCCUCACUCCCCAAAAAUAAAUCCCUUCAAGAGGGAAAUCUUUUGGAUGCUUGUUGGGAAACCAGGGAAGCUGUAGUAAAAAGUAACUGUACUUUGUUAGAAUGUACUUUGUAAAGUUCAGGGCUGUAUGAAUACGCUGUGAGAAGUCACUGACCAGUCUUACAGUUGCCUCUUAAAUAUCCUGAGAAAGGGACUUUUAAAACAUGGUAUGGAUGUAGUGGUCUGUACCGGCCUCGUUAUUUUAGCAGUGUGUGAAAGAUGUGAACAGGAAAGAUAAACUUAAUUAAAGUUAAGUGACUAAUGACUAAAGAAGAACUUAACUAAAAAGCAAGGCAAAUCACCAGUAAUAGGGGAUGUUUAUAGGUUGUUUUCUUUUCCUGCACUUGCAUCAAAAUAGUAAGGGAAAAAAAGUCCACCUCCACUUGCAGAGAGAAAGAAGCUCUGUACUUCUUUUUUGCCCAGUUUUUUCAGUUCAGCAGCCUUUCUGGCUUCUGCCGUUCUCUUUUUUUUCUUUUCUGUAUCGCACAAAUUUUGAAAACCUGCUGCAAAGUUCUGGCCAGAUAAGACUUUUGUCUCGGUUGGAUCCAUCCGUCCUUCUUUUAGCUCUUAUGUCCUCACUGUACUUCCUCAAAACCUUUGUGAAAUGUGUUGGUUUCUUUAUUAAGAAGUAUGCUAAUUGACUUAGGUCUGUGAUGCAUUCAAAGGAGGUAGCGUGAAUAUAUUUUUGUAAGCUAAAGUGUCUAAAGACGUAGUUGGAUUUCUCGUCUGACCUGCUCUUCAGACAGAGUUCCUGCACUGGUGGGUUCUGUUUCUUCUUUUGGAUGACCAGACUGCAAGAAGGGGAUUUAGGUGUUCUCAGCUCAUGAAUUUGACAGAUAGUCACUGUUCAGCCGUCCAGCGGGAGCCAACAAAUAGUUUUAGAGUCAGGAGAGCUCCAAGAAUGGAGAUGUAAUCUAAAUGCAGAAGAUGUGCUGUGUUUUACCAUCCCACAGCCCUUGGAGAUGUGGCUUCCUUACCCUGGCAGCACCAGUACGAAACUGUUUGUGCCUCUGCGCUGGCACAAAGGCCUGCGUUGUUUAAAUUACUUCCACCUCAGAGCUGAAAUAUUUAUUCUGGUAUAGAUGCCUGGAAAGCAGGACUGGAAAUGCCAGGAAUACAGGAAAGUACCUACUAGUUUUCCUAGGUACUUCCUUGUGUAAACUAAAAAACGUGCAGUAGAAACUUGGUAAACACUUGACUGCAAAGAAAUCCCCACCUGAGUCAGUGAUGUUUGUUCGUACAGUUGACCUAAUUGUUGAAAGCUUCUACUAAAAGCUACUGAUACCUCUGAAGCUUCACCGUUGUUCAUUUUAACUAAACAAAACAGAAAACUCAGUUGUACAUUUCUUCAAAGAAAGAAUUGCUUUACGUGCAAAUUUCUUGUUCCUUGCAAUUUUUCUAAGGGCAGCAGUCAGCUGGAAGCUGCUGAAGGUGCUGCAGGCCUUCGUGCUGGCCUUUGGUAAUCCUUCGGCCUGCGCUAGAGGAGUCCUUUGGGUGGCAUUUAAGUUCUUCAGCUAGCAGUGCUUCUCAUUGGUGGUUACCUGCCUCUGUUAGCACUGCUUCCUCUUCAUUUCUCUUCAUUUGUAUUUGAUCAGUUGAAGCAUGGGGAAGCUCAAAGGGACUGUUUGACUGCUGCUGCAUAUCAGAACUGAUCAGCGGUCCUAUUGGCCUGCAGCGUGCAGUUGGCAGGGGAUUGUAAACUUGUGUAGUUGGGAGAAGCACUGAUAAAAUGGGGAGUGUACUUAGGAGACACUGUGAUGGAUGAAUAUUUGUUGACUUCUUCAGUUUGAUACCUUCUCUGCAGUCAUUGUGGUUGCUGUGUAACCCCAGCGGUGGGGAGCAGCUGUUGUUAACCCAGUUCCUGCUGGGACAAAUUGCGCUGUCCUGCUCUGGGCGUUCUUUUCCAGCUCCCUUGGGUGAUCUCCAUAUUGAAGAAGGAGGAAAAAAAAAAAUCAGCUCUUAAAAAUGCAUGAACAGUCACAGCAAUGAUCUUGCUGUUUGCAAGUACUCAGCUUUGGGCUUUUCCUUCAGAAAUAGUUUCACUUCCUAUUAAAGCUUUCUGCAUUGGCAAAAGGUAAAACAGGAGCGUACAGCACAACUGACUUUUCCCUGUAUGAUCUGAAGUCUUACUUCCUUAGCACAUGCUCUUUUGUAGAGAACAGCCCUGGAAACACCCUCCGUUCCAUAGAGUACCGAGGAGAUGAGUAAUUUUGGGGCCUGCAUCCUUGGCCAUACUACUCUGUCAGUGAAUUUUUUAUUUUGAAUGAUGUUUUCUGGCUUAAUUUUAUUUUUAGCGGCCAGUGGGGUUUUUUGUUUGUUCGUUCUUGUCUUCUGCUUCCUUUUAAAAAGAGUGCCUUACAAAUAAGGGUGUGGAGUGAUGGGGUAUUGGCAUCUGUCUCAUUUCCUGUCAGAGCAGCUGGUAGGGAUGUGUGCAGGGCAGACCAAGACCCGGCUGAGAGCAGCGUUUGGCCCAAAGUGCUGGAACCUUGGGGUUUGUCACCAUGUGCUCACCCCACGCUGCGCUCUGUAGUGCUGACUAUGAGCUGCUGACUGCUCUCUUCCUUGUGGCAGACAGAUAACCACAGCCCAUCCUCCGUAGUGGUGCAAAAGUUGGGAACGUUGUGGCAUCAAAGUGGAUUCUUGAUCUUACUUGGUGAGCUCUUUCAGAUCGUUAUUUCAUAUUGUACACAUUUUAAUGAUUAAUUUAUUGCAGUUUGUAAAUAUUCUUGUGCUUAUAGUUAGUGUUGUGAGCUUUAAUUUAUUGAAUUGGUCUGCUGGUGCAUGUACAGAUAAACACGUGUGCUUAGUAAGUCACGGCUACAAGAGGAGUAUUCAAGAAAUUGUAGCAUUAAAACAGAGAUGCAGGCUAUGUUCAGGUGAAGGGAUGGAAGACGUAUGCCUUUGUUUUCAUUUGUCCUUCCCUUAAAGCCGUCUCGGUGUUGAAGCCAUAAAACACUCACCGAGUAGAGGCAGAAGCUGAUGAGAUGUGAGCACAGGGAAACUGUUUUGGUGGUGGUUUCUAUUGGGAUGCUUUUGCGUCUCCCACUGCAGCCACACGCUGCUCUGUUGUGCUGUGAACAUCGGAGGGCAGUGUCUGGAAGAUGGGACACGACAACGGGAGGCGCUGGGUGGUGAGUUCCCUCACAUUUGGGAAGGUAACCAAGGGAGCUGAGGGAACCAACAGAACUGAGAAGGCUGCAGUUCCAGCAACUGUGUGCGCUUCAGGUAGGCAGUAGUUGAAUACAACCGCUGCAAGAACUCACAGUUGUUUUUUUUAUAGAGUGCAAGAAAACCACUUUUGGAUUAAAUGCUUUUUUUCCCUUUAGCCAGGAGCGCCAAGUAUGAAGUGAAAUACUCGAGACAGCUGCCAAAGCUGCUUUGGUUCAGCAUCUGACACUCAGAUAAUGCUGGGGCUGGUGAAUGUUAAAUUAACUGAGAACCUUUAAUGCUAUAUCUUCAGCUCCGUUUCUGCAAAAGUCCGUUGCCUUCAUCUGUUAGAAACUUGUGGGAGUGAAGCAGGUAGCUGGGUUGCUGGUGGUAUCGAGUGUUCAUGCUGCAAAGUUUGGUUUUGUGGAGCAGCUCCUAGGAAGCGUUGUGUGGUGGUGGCACUGAGCUGUGCUGUCUGUGCCACGCUGAGGCUCUGGCUGCAGCUUCAGUGAGGAGGCUGGUUUACAAAGGGUAAAUCUGCUACAGAAUGUAACUGAUGAGGUGUUGCGUUUAUUUCCAACAGCCUGGUACAGUUUUAUCACUGAGUUCUAAUUCCUUUGUGUUUCUUUAAAUGUCACUCUCUGAAAAUUCAGUAUGGAUGUGAAACCACACAGAGGACUUACGGCUCGUUUUUCCCCUACAAGACCAACGUGAGGUCAAAAAGCAAUUCCUCAUUCUCAGAGAAAGCACCAACAAGAAUAAUUUUCAGAAAACCAUGUUCUUACAGGAGGGAGAGUAGAACAUUAUUAGAAGCAUAAUAAAACAAUAAAAUGAAGUGAAUAAACAAAUCAGUAUUGGGUUGAAACAUUCUUUCUUUCCCAUCUUAACCUUAAGCUGCUGUUGUGUUUAUCCCAGGCAGAGGAGACGCUUUGCUGUGCAAUGCAGCAUAAAAGAAGGGGAGUUACUGCUGUGGUACGUGCCAGCGGAAAAGUAUACUUGCUUACCACAGGUGCACUGAAAAAGAGAAUGUGUUUCUGUUGUAUGUAUUGUACGUGCAAAAGUUGUUGAUACUUCAAGAAGCGUUGUCUCCUCCUCUUCAGUACGUGUUGCUUUAAAGCAGCAGCCUGAAGAACCAACAGGCGGUUUUUGGUUUUGAGCUAAAUGAAUGGCAUAACACCUAAAAUAUCAAAUGUUUCCCACAGCAGAGUCUUACUUUGUUGUCUGACAGUGCGGAGCUGGAGUCAUUAUUAAAUAGACAGUUGAGUGUGAGAUGACAUAACUAUGCAAUUCUGCCACUUCUAGAGCGCUGCCCCCAUCUUCAGUGACUGACUGGGCGUGCUACUGGCUGAGCAUUGCGUGCACUGAUGCGUUCAGUAAGAUACAGCUCUCCGCUCACAUUGCACAGAGUAUAGUUCCAUUUAUGAGAAGAAUUUCCUACAUGUACUACAUUUGUGUUUGGGUUUCAAGUUUUCCCUUUUCUGAGGAAACUAAACAUGGUAUCUGUUUAAAAGCUUUAAAUAAAGAUGUGUUUAUAUCCUCCUCCA
Numida meleagris (helmeted guineafowl) is the source of this 6811-nucleotide messenger RNA. It is a transcript of the gene MDM2, whose product is annotated as MDM2 proto-oncogene. The transcript has 10 exons. NCBI's taxonomy places the organism in Eukaryota, Metazoa, Chordata, Aves, Galliformes, Numididae. Bases 143 to 1597 code for a protein of 484 amino acids. Gene Ontology annotation, cellular component: nucleus. The record is from RefSeq and is a predicted model, not a curated record. Gene Ontology annotation, biological process: negative regulation of apoptotic process; regulation of cell cycle. Gene Ontology annotation, molecular function: identical protein binding; ubiquitin protein ligase activity.